GUGCGCACCGAUCCCUGAUUGAGGCGUGUGAUGCCAAGUGAGACACAUCCACUACAGCAAAGGUGGGAACAUAAGCGAACAUUUAGUAAAGUGCAGUUUUGUUUUUACAUUUGUUUUGCAGAGGUUUGGAAAGCGACAACUUGCCUCGGUCUGAAGUGCGAAGAACCAUGGAUGAAGAGUUAUUUUUACCACUUUAGAGGUUCAGACAAAAACUGACAAAAGGUCUGGAUCGAACUCUCCGUAACCUCAAUGAUCAUUAUUAAAUAAAUAAGACAUAAACAUGGAUCUUUAUGCGCGAAAUGAGACAUUUACAUCUCCCGAGUGGGUCGGAGCGCAGACUGACGCGCUGCAGAGCGGAGCCGGUAACGGGAGUUUGGAGGCAUCAAACAUCACCAGCGGCAACGAUUCCACACACAUACCUCAGCGCGUGAGGUACAAAGAUGAUGACCACACGCUGCGGAUCCUGCUCUACUCGCUCAUCUUCUUCCUGAGUGUGUUUGGCAACCUGCUGAUCAUUGUGGUGCUGACAGUCAAUAAGCGCAUGCGCACCGUGACCAACUCCUUCCUGCUGUCGCUCGCCGUCAGCGACCUGAUGAUGGCCGUCUUCUGCAUGCCCUUCACCCUCAUUCCCAGCAUCCUCAAGGACUUCAUCUUUGGAGCUGCCAUGUGCAAGAUAGUGUCCUACCUCAUGGGAAUAUCAGUGAGCAUCUCCACAUUUAGCCUGGUUGCCAUAGCGAUCGAGCGCUACAGCGCCAUCUGUAAUCCCCUGAAGUCACGGGUGUGGCAGACCCGAUCCCAUGCCUAUCGGGUGAUUGCUGCGACGUGGGUGCUGGCCUUCAUCAUCAUGAUCCCCUAUCCAAUCAUCAGUCACCUGGAGUCUUUUCAGCGUCCUGACAACACCACUGCCCACCAGUGUCGCCACAAGUGGCCCGUCGCAAUGGCAGAGCAGGCCUGGUACAUUAUGCUGCUGCUCGUGCUGUUCGCCAUCCCAGGCUUGGUGAUGAUUGUAGCCUACGGACUGAUCUCCAGGGAACUUUACAGAGGCAUCCAGUUUGAGAUGGGCCACAAAAAAGACUCUACUGAUGUGAAGAAUGGACUGACCUCCACUGUGUCGACUGGCAGUGAUGAUGGAGAUGGUUGCUAUGUGAACGUCGUCCAGCGGCCACACUCGAUGGAGAUGUCCACCAUGUCCUCAUCCAACAGAGCCGUCAAGGUGGAAAGACCGCGCAGCAACACAUCUGAGGCCAAGCUGGAGGCCAAGAAGCGAGUUAUCCGCAUGCUGGUGGUCAUUGUUGUCCUGUUCUUUCUCUGCUGGAUGCCACUGUACUGUGCCAACACCUGGCGAGCUUUCGAUGACAUCUCUGCCAAACAAGCCCUCUCGGGGGCACCCAUUGCUUUUAUCCAUUUGUUGUGCUACACUUCCGCCUGCGUCAACCCAAUUAUUUACUGCUUCAUGAACACACGCUUCCGCAAAGCUCUGCUAGCCACGUUCUCGUGCUGCGCUGCACCUUGCCACCGUCGCCAUCCUCGCCGUGGGCUACGGGACAACGAGGAGGAUGUUAUGGCAACGGGAGCAUCCAUGUCCAAGUUCAGUUACACUACAGUCAGCACCAUGGGAACCUGCUGAGGCAGAUGGAUGCAGGCACAAUCCAGAAGAGACAGUUACUACGGCAACACAGCACCCCACAUCCUUUGUCUUUAGGCCAAUUCUGUACUCAUAGGGACAGUGAUGUGGAGUGGAAAAACAGGCCAUAUAGUGUAGCAGCAUAGAAGCUUCACCCAUGACUGUGAGUAAAGUUACGUAGGGAUCAUUUAUGGAAACACAGUCUUACAGUGUAAAUACCUCCAUACAGUAGCUAUAUUAAAAACAGCACAAAAAAUUAUAGUUAUUUCUUGUCACAGUGGACCAAGGCAAAUCUUUGCUUAGAUGUUUACGGUGGGGCGUGUGUGAGUGUGUGUGCGUGAGUGUGUGGUGGUGGUGGGCUGUAUGAUAACUUCAUCACGUAGCUAUAAACACAGGAAGAUCGUUUGCUAUGUAAUUUUUAAAUUGUGUUUUAUAUUUUGCUGUCAGUUGUUCAUCCGUGUUAACGAUGGUGAAGCAAUUGCCUUGUGGACUAAGUGCCUGGUUCUAAAUACUAGUGUGUUAUAUUUGUCUGCUGUUGAUUCGCCUCAUUCAUCACAGGCACCAUAAUCACAGGCAAAUUGUAACCUGAGGGGUUGUGGAAGUGGAGUUUACAGACUGAAAGUAUGUUCUAAACAAACUGAAAAUCCUCCUCAGAAGAUAAGAAUUUCAUCCAGACGGGACCUGAUAAAUGAGUCUGAAGCUCUACAUGGUUCCACGGUUCGCAGGAAACGUGCUAUAAACAGCUUAGAUGGGCAGUGGUGAUGCCUUGUGUUGUGGUUGUACACUAGCCAACUUUGUGUUUUUGAGUUUGUAGAGGCAGAUUUUCUGUGUGUGCUGCAGUGUUUGUUUGUGUUGUGUCCUCAUAGGUGAACACAGUAGCAAAUGUUAACAGGGUGACUUGAAGGGUUGUGUUUCUUUCUAGUAUCAGGACUCUUGUUUGAGGGCAGUAUACAAUUCGCUGGAGAACAUCUGAAAUGGAAGUUGGGAUACGUCAGAGACUACUUCACUAUCAAAAGACCACUCCAUAUGUACGGUAUAAAAGUAGUUUUAUUCGGGGUGAUGAGAGGAUUAGGGAAAGAUGAGGUGAGGAUCGAGUUUGAUGGUUUGAUGGUGUUAAGGGAAGGGUUGAAAACGGGGUAGAUGGACUGGUCCUGAAGGUGGGUAGGGGUCAUGUAUGAUGGGGUGAUUGUGGUCAAGAGGGAUGAACAGGGUUUAACAGAGUCGUGAUGAGGCUGGAGCAUAUUAAACUGUAUUAAAUAAUGGACGUAGCCACCAUGACAUCACCCAUUGGUUUCUGGACUCCCAUUUUUAAGGCUCAAAUUUAGCAUUUCGGCCUUUGCUAUCUUGAUGUUUUGGAGCCACAUUUGGAUGAGAGGCUGGAGCUGGGGAGGAGCAAAGGGUGGAUCUGACUGAGGAGCUGAAGACACUGUUGGUGUCCCGCCCUUAAUUAUGCUUAACUUUAAGCCUUAAUAUCACUUAAAGGGAUGAGUUAUAUGAAAACUCCCCCCUGUGCAGUUGUCAUGAAGGGGAAAUAGCUAAACAGGCCCAAACUGUUUUUUGUGCCAGGCUAUAAACAUUUUUAUUUAGGCUGUAAAGUUGGGCAUAUUAACAUAAGCGUCAAUUGGGACUGACUGGCUUCUGGAGCCAGCCUCAAGAACUGCAGUUUUUGGCACCCUGACGGUUGUUGCUUGGUCGAGUCUCAGGGUGGGGACACGUCCUUUCUGACCUUCGCCAUGCCCUUGGGGGUUCAUAUCUGGGGCCUUCUUUUUGUUAGUAACGAUGCUAGCGGCAGAGCAGGAAGAGAAGAGGAGAACGACGUUUGGGGGAAGGAAGGUCAUGAGAUCUGAGAAAAACAGUAGAGAAAGGGAUAGCCACACCUGAGACCAGGUUUAAACAGAAUUAAUGGGCACAGGUGGGAGAGAGACACAUGCUCUCGUCACAUUAGAAAAACUCCCCUUAAAAAGAGGGUGCUCUAUAUUUCUAUAGAUACAAGGACUUUGAUGAAGUCGCCAGAGGUAAUCUUAUAUCUUGAAAAAAAAACAAAAAAAACUUCACUGCAGCCUCACAGUAUGUUUUAUGGAGGCAGCAAGAGGAUUAAGUAACUACAGUGAAUACAAAUAUGUUCAGUGAUAGUUCAGUGACUUGCAGUUCCUGUUGAGCUCACCUGCAGGCUACAAAAUGGCAGCCAGGUUUCAGAGGUCUGUGUUUGUCAGGCCCUGUCUAGCACGCUUGACUCUGGCUCUCCUGCGCACCUCGCACUAAUUGCAUUACAACCUCAAACCUGCCAGGCUGAACAGAUGAGCGUAUUUCACUGAGUGCACCAAAGCACAAUGCUGUCAGCCUCUCAACUAAUAGAUGUAUGGACUUGCUUUUGUGAGCAUUUUUUUAAUAUUUUUUUUUUUUGGAGGAGGAGGAGGAUUUUAGAUUGGCCUGCAGCUUUUGUGGUUUAUUGUGUGCACCUUUCCCUUUGUGUUUAAAAUAUAAAUCAUAGUGAAGCCUUUCUAUGAGACUAAAAUAGUGUAAGAGGGAGGAAUUUUAUCAGCUGAAACCUCUGUGUUAUGGAAAGUACAGCAAAUGACAACCUUGUUGACAACCCUAGACGAUAAAAUCGUACACUUAUGUGCUAACAAAUUAAUAUCUGCAGCUCCUGUUCCUAUGUCAUUAAAAUGAGACAACCGUAUAUUCUUUCCGCUUCAUGUCAAGUGUACGAAGGAAGGCAAAGUGACAGCAGAACAUUGCCUUCACCUUCCCCUUGGCUCACUGUGCAAACUCAGCCCCCAUCAUGUUCGAAGCACAAGAGGCACACAUUCAUCUAGAUGAUGAUUGUCUCUGGGCUUCAUGACCCACUGCUGAUUACCAUUGGGCACUGGGCCUUUGUAUAUAUGGCUCUGGUUUUAAAUGCGCACAUACAAUGAUGCCAUAGUGAGAUCAUGUGUGUCCUCAAAUUGAAAUGCCCGUCUGGUCUCGAAAUCUUGCUGUCAAACCUUGGAAAAGCAGACAUUUUGUAUGGUGAAUAAAGUUCUCCCGCAGUAAAAAGCAGACAGAGGGAUUUAUGUGUCUGCUAGAAGCAUUUCCCACAUAGAGAAAUACUGUAACGCUGCUGUCUGUGUUGUUGUUUAUGAGAGACGCUUGGAAAACUUAUUUUUUUUCAUAGAGAGUGAGGCUGUGAGAGGCUGAUUUCCCUGCGGUGUCAUAGAGGCCGUUUGACGUUAUGACUUGCUCCCCAAUCUACUGCAUCUCAUCCAGUCGGCACACACACAUACACACACACACACAUACACAGACUACUCCUGUUUAAACUAGUUAUUAUGUACUUGCUCACAACCAAUUACAGACAUGCCAAUAAUUAGUUAUUUUCCUCUUUGACCAAAUUAAUACUACCCAUUAAAUUAAAGCUCAGUGUAAAAAUAACUGUGAUGACUAAUAUGCAGUGGGUAGUGAUUGUAUCACUAAUUACCAUAUUCCAAAUUAUGUAUAAAUGUCAAUGUGAACAGAGGUACUAAAGGUUACUUUAAAUGCCACCCUCAGUCCUCUGUUUUAAAUUUGGAUGUUAGUGAUCCCACUCACAAGUUUCAUAUUAUAUGUCACAUUUAUUCUGCGGACAGAAAUGACUGUCCUGCACAAUAGCUACAGAUGGUGUUGCCAAGGGUGCCAUGAGUUCAAAGCUGCACUAAUUCACAUUAACAGUAGAUCAGUCUUCUACGUGUAAUGUGAAAGGGGUCAGUCACAGUGACAAACCCACAGAGGAUUAUCAGCCAUGUCCACAGUUCCCUUCAGCUACUGAGAGUGUUUUUGCCUUUUUUUUGGAUCAUAUUUUUGGUUCUCCAGCCUGUAACUCUGCUCUCAUCAAUUCUGCAGCAAGCUGUUUUCAGCAGAUAAUCCGACCAAACAGCAGACUAUGUGUUUGUGACUAUUUGGUGACUAUUUGGUGAACAUAAAGGAGAAUCUAGCUGCCCGUAUAUUUCCCUCAGGAGCUGGUGGAGACCAAAACAGAGGACAAAGGACAGCAAAUAUUGGACUUAAAUUCACUGGGUGGCCACAAACAUAACUGAAUAUAUGCUAAUAUAGCUUUGUUUCUGCUGGAUGUGCACGGCAACUGUUAGCUAACAUGUUAGCCAUAACAAGUAAAAAAAAUUGUCAAUUCUAUGAAAACAAAACAAACAAACAAAUACAAAUGGUGUUGCCAUACAUAUGUAUAUGAAUAGAGCUAUAUAUUUAAAUUGCAAAGGUCAACCCUUUAAAACCUGGAGCGACACCACUUUUCUUGUGCUGCUUUCAGACACCUUUCGCAAGUAUUUAACCCCAGCGAUUUCUUUAAAAAACAU
Molecule: messenger RNA, 5949 nt
Organism: Epinephelus moara (kelp grouper)
Lineage: Eukaryota; Metazoa; Chordata; Actinopteri; Perciformes; Serranidae
Gene: cckbrb
Product: cholecystokinin receptor
Exons: 5
Coding region: 281-1627 (448 amino acids)
Biological process (GO): neuropeptide signaling pathway
Cellular component (GO): membrane
Molecular function (GO): gastrin receptor activity; neuropeptide receptor activity
Source: RefSeq, a predicted model, not a curated record